AUGAGCUUCGGAACUUCGGGUAUGUUGAGACACGACAAGGGACCAGGAAAGGAAGUGGCAAUGACUGAUGUUGCUGACCUAUGGCGAGACCAAGAAUCUAAUUUGGCGUUGAUUGAGCUUGCACAAGAACCGAGGCUUGCUGGAAAUGACAAUGGAUGGGCUGAUCCAGCCGUGAAGGGGUGA
Molecule: messenger RNA, 183 nt
Organism: Penicillium soppii
Lineage: Eukaryota; Fungi; Ascomycota; Eurotiomycetes; Eurotiales; Aspergillaceae
Exons: 1
Coding region: 1-183 (60 amino acids)
Source: RefSeq, a predicted model, not a curated record